Manduca sexta (tobacco hornworm) is the source of this 2907-nucleotide messenger RNA. RefSeq lists its product as uncharacterized. Gene Ontology annotation, molecular function: structural constituent of chitin-based larval cuticle. The record is from RefSeq and is a predicted model, not a curated record. NCBI's taxonomy places the organism in Eukaryota, Metazoa, Arthropoda, Insecta, Lepidoptera, Sphingidae. Gene Ontology annotation, cellular component: chitin-based extracellular matrix. The transcript has 4 exons. Bases 1 to 2805 code for a protein of 934 amino acids.
AUGAAGCUGAUACUGCUAUCAAUUUUAACGAUUAGUUUAGCUGUGGAUGCAGCUCAGGAAUAUUUUACUUUCCCGCCACAAUUUCAAACACCUUUGCCCGGAAUAUUUACGACAGAAAAAUCAGUAUAUCUACCACCUGAACCACAUACACCUAUACCGUAUUUUCCUAUAAAAAAUGUUGAUAAAUUACAAUAUCCGUAUUUACCACCGAGUGAGACAAAAUCACCAGUAUAUCCAAAACCAUUUCCUAUAAUGGUGACAUCAACCCUGUUACCCCCACUUACAAAUGACGAUGAGGAUGACGAUGACGAUGAUGACAAAAGAAUGACUCCGCCGCCAUCAUUUUUUAAAAACAGGGUUAAUUAUACCGAAAAACAUUCAUUGAAACAAAAGCCGCAGAUGCGAGAUUUGAAACCCCUACCAAGGUCGUUUAAUUACCAGCAUCCCAUCGACAGAAUCGACAUGAAAAUCCCGUAUCAAUUUCCUGGAAAUAACGAACAAACGCCACUGAACACCGUAACUCAAACACCCACACGAAGCGUAACUAUAUCGGCGGAAACUAGAAAUGAUCGUGGUGCAGAUCAAACAAAAUCCGGCAAUUUUCCCAUUCCACAAUAUUUACCAUUACCAGGAUUUUUUAUAUCGUCUACAACAGAGACGGCGAUACCAAUAUUGCGGUUAUCUAACGAAAUGGACUUAGAUGGUAGCUUUAGUUAUGAAGCUUUAGGAGCCGAUCAAACGCAUUAUGUACAACACAGCCGCAUGGAAAACGCAGGGACCGACAAACAAGAGCAAGUAGUGGAAGGGUCGUAUUCUUAUGUCGGAGAUAACGGCCAAACAUAUACCGUUCAUUAUGUAGCUGAUUCAAAUGGAUUUCGAGCAACUGGUGACCAUCUGCCUGUGGCUCCUCCUAUACCCGAAAUCAUUCAGCGGGCUGUUCAAUAUAAUCUAGCAGAAGAGGCAAAAAAGCCGCCACACUUACAAUCUUGGAACGAAGAAAAACGUCAUGAAAUAAGUGAAAGUGAUAAAAGUAACCGGUAUAAUAUUUUACCACCGCAGAAUUUAUUUACGGGAAGAACUCCUGAAUCAUUCUCUUUCAACUUUGCCCAAAAUCCUAACCCGCAAAAUAAUUUAGUUGUUUCUGCGACUGCCCAAACGCCUAUAAAAUUAAACAACGAAUUUUCACAAGAUCAAAUAAAUGCCAAACCCAGCGCAACAAUUUCGCCGCAAAUAACAUUUUUAGCUUCACAAGGUGCUCAUCUGCCUUCAGUGAAUGCGCCGCAGCAAACAAUAGCCAGAAUGUUUGGGGCGGAGAAAUCAACAAUGCCACAAUUGGUUAAUUACGAAGCCGCAAUAAAAGAAUCGGAACAAGAGAGCAAUAAAGCACUGUGGAGGUGGCAAUAUGGAUUAAACCAAGAAACAAAUAAAACACCAGAGAAAAAUACUAUAUCUAGAUCAUUCGCUGAAGAUGACGAUGUGAUGAUUAAUUUUAAUGAUAUGACACCAGAACAAUACACUGAUAUGAUUAAAAGUCACGUAGAACCAAACAGAAAGGAAAACUCUGAGUCUUUUAAUUAUAAAUAUCCAGUAGAGGAAACAAAAGAUAACGUCCAACAACAUGAACAACAGAAUUUUGGGCAAAAUAAUCAAAUUGGCUCCUUGAAACAAGAUAUUAAUGAUUACACAACAGAAAGUAAUACUUCUUCAAAUGUCUUCAAAGCCUGGUACCAAAGUACUCCUGAGACAACAAUAACCGAACGCACUACCACAUUUAACGAUAAUGUUCCAUUUUCUAAUAAGGGCAGCUCUUCAAAUUCUCGUUCUAAACUUGUUACUUAUCGUGAAUUUGUCCCCCCAAGCCAAAUGGUCACACAAUCUUAUAACUACCAUAAUGAUAAUAAUUAUCAGUCAACUACAAACAAUAAGAACCCUGAAGUAUUGGUAGAUAAAAACCAAUUAAAUUUCCUUCCUCUAGAGGAAAAUUAUCCUUGGUCCCACAAAAAUGAUAUAGAAAAGCAAUAUCAAGCAUCAUCUACUCAAAGACCAAUAGAAUUAACUAGUGCUUCAAACUCCUAUAAAUUCACGGAUUUUAUAGUAACAGAAAAAAAUAAUGAUUUCAAACCCCUAGCUCAACAUCAACCAAAUAUUUAUAAAGAAAAUUACAGUGAAUCAACUACAACAGCAAUUGACUUUGAAAAUGAAUUGCGUGACAAUAUUUUCUUAAAAAAUAUUUUUAACAAGAACAAAAUACAUACAAAGAGCUUAAAUAAAACGACAAACUACAUUAAAAAUAGCUUCGCGACGAACCCAAGUACAGAAACAAUUACAGAAAAAUCACCUAAAUACAUUCAAGUACAGUCUAAAUCAAUGAACGAAGUAAUGGAUUUUAAGAAGAAACCUAUUGAUAUCUCAGAAAUUAUGAACUACAUAAAUGCUAAAAACCAAUUUGAAUCAAAUAAGAUUAGGCCCAAAAAUAAGCCUUCGUUCAGUAACUUCAGUCAAAGGCAAGAAACACAUUUCAUUCCUAUUGAACAUGACGAAAAUGAAGAUGAUUACGAAGAAAAACAAGAGCCCAAUAAGAAAGAUUUGCAAACUCGUCUGUAUCCAAACGAACUGCGCGGUGUUAUUAAAAAUUAUAAAGUGUUACAAAGAAAUAGCAGCCCAUUUACUAAAGAUAGAGAUAUAGAACAUAUAAAAAGAAAUCUGAGUCCAUCACCAAUCAAACAAUUACAGUCUUCUAAUUUGCCUCCCCUAGGAAGAGCGGGACCUUCUGUAAAGAGCUAUUUACCUCCUGUUUACGCGUAACAAAUUGUGAUUAAUGUAAUUUUUUUAUUUGUAAAUAAUUUUCUCCAAGACUGCAUUUACUAGAUAUAAAUUACACUGUAAUAUUAAAAUAAAUAAUUUAGU